Messenger RNA from Vanderwaltozyma polyspora DSM 70294, 1791 nucleotides. RefSeq names its product Vps52p (gene VPS52). Gene Ontology annotation, biological process: Golgi to vacuole transport; endocytic recycling; retrograde transport, endosome to Golgi. NCBI's taxonomy places the organism in Eukaryota, Fungi, Ascomycota, Saccharomycetes, Saccharomycetales, Saccharomycetaceae. The record is from RefSeq and is a predicted model, not a curated record. The coding region runs from base 1 to 1791 and encodes 596 amino acids. Gene Ontology annotation, molecular function: syntaxin binding. Gene Ontology annotation, cellular component: GARP complex. The transcript has a single exon.
AUGGAGACUUUAGGGAAUAUUUUGGGUGUUCCACCAUCUAGUUUAAAUAGUAGUAUUGAUAAUGCUUUGCAAGAUUCAGAUCCAUUUGAAGACUUUAUAAAGGAAACUCAGAGGACUAAAGAACUUACACCAGAUGGCAAUCUUUUAGAUGAAUUGGAAAAGCUGCAAUCAAAACAUGAUAAACUCGAGGUAACUUUGAAGAAUGUUAUACCUCCUUUACAUGAUUAUAUGGUUGAUUUUAAUACUAGAUUAUCAGAGUAUACUAGAGAUUUAGGUUAUAUUAGAAAUAAAUCAUCUGAAUUGAAAGAACUUUUAGAAUAUAACUCAACUAAAUUGGCAAACGUAAGUCCAUUGGUUAAUGAUUUAAUAGUUCCACCUUCUAUAGUGAACGAAAUAAUUUCUGGUAAGAUUAAUAGUGACUGGCAAGAGAACAUUGCAUUCAUGAGAGAUAAAAUGAUGAUUUAUGAAAAAUAUAAGGUAGAAAACAAUGAAUCUCAAUUAAACGUUCCAAAAGAUUUCGAUGCACUUUAUAAAAUAUUGGAAGAUCUAAGGACAAUUAUACUCGAACGUUCUAAAAAAUAUAUAAUUCAUGCAAUUAAAGCAUUAAGAAAUUAUCAUCCUGUCCCAUCUCAAAAGAUACAAAAAGGAUUGUUAGAAGUGAAGGACAUUUUCCAAUACAUUGUUGAAAACAAUUAUUCUCUGGCUUUGGAAUUAAGACAGGCUUAUUCAUAUACAAUGAGAUGGUACUACAAAAAUUAUUUCAGUCGUUAUAUCAGAUCUUUGACAAUUUUGCAAUUCAGAAAUAUUGACGCCCAAUAUUUUUUAGGUAACGGUUUGUCUAAUACAUCGGUUAACUACUUAAAUGGUUACUCAAUAACUAAUUAUUUGACCGCAAGCUAUUCAAAAGGUGCAGGUUAUACAACUGAUGAAUCUAUACAAGAAUAUUUUCAAGUAGAUAAAAGACUAUCCGUCUUAACACAAGAAGAUAAUACUGUAAUGGUUUCACAAAUUGCAGAAAAUAAUACAAUGGAAACAUAUGUUGAAAUUGGGUUCCGAAAUUUAAACCUUGCAUUAUUAGACAACUGUGUCGUUGAAUCAAAAUUUUUAAGUGAUUUUUUCAGAGUGAGUGAUAAUACAGAAGAGGUGGCAGGUAUUUUAGAGCAGAUAUUCCAACCAACUCUUGAUGAAGUGUUAGAAUACACAAAACAAUUGAUUUUCUACACAUAUGAUAUAUUUGGCAUCCUUCUGAGUAUCAGAAUAGCGCAACAGUUGCAAUUAGAAGCAGAAAACAAUGGGAUUAAUAUCAUAUCCGACUUCAUGACCUCCCAAUUAAUGUUGCUGUGGCCAAAGUUCCAGCAAUUAGUCGAUUUCCAAUGUGAUAAUUUAAAGAAAGUAGUCAUAACUACAAACGUCGCUAAGUUGACAAAUGUUUCAUCAAAUAACGAUCCACUAACAACACCACAUGAACUUACUGUACAAUUUUCAAAACUAUUAUGUAGUUUCCUAACAGUCGCAAUUACACACACUGAAGGGAUUGAUGAAAGAUCUGAACCAUUAUACAAUUCAAUUAUUAGAAUAAGAAAAGAAUUCGAAGCUGUUCUUGGAAAAUGUAGUAAAAAAACGAAAUCUCCUGAAAGAUUCUUAGCUACAAACUAUAUGUAUCUAUACAAUGUUUUACAACAACAGCGACUAAAAUUGGAAGGUAGUGAUAACACCAAUUUACCAAUUUUAAUAGAGGAAACAGAAAACCAUUACGCUCAAUUAGUUCAUUCAUUUAAUACAAUGAAAUAA